GCACCCGGAGGUGGGGAGGUCAUCCCCGCCUCCGGUUCUCGUGUACUCAACCAACCCCAGCCCCUGCCAUCUCCUCCGCCCAACUCGCAACCCCAACCCAUCUCUCAACCCCAUUCCCAAACUCAACCCAUUUCUCAACCCCACUCCCAACUUCAACCCAAUUCUCAACCCCACUCCCAACCCCAACCCAUCUCUCAGUCCCAUUUCCAAACUCAACCCAUUUCUCAAACCCACACCCAACCCCAUUCCCAACCUCAACCCAUUUCUCAGCUCCACUCUCAACACCAUUCCCAAACUCAACCAAUUUCUCAACCUCAUUCCCAACCUCAAUCCCAUUCCCAAGCCCAACCCAUGUCUCGAAUCUCGUUACAGCCUCAUUCCCAAAACAUAUCCCUAUCUCAUUCCCCCCGUAACAACCACAUCAACUCGGGUUACGUCAACACCGAACACCACCACAACCAGCACAACCAACACAACAACCAGCACCAUAACCUGCUGAACUCCCUGGACGACGUCGACGUUAGGGCCUUCAACCUCGCGCCGGGGGAGGACGUCAGCUCCAUCAGGAAGGAACGUCGCCACAACCCCACCUACAAUCUCAACCACAUUCACCCGUGACGCCACUAGUAUAUCGCAGACAUAGAAUAGCAGGAUGUCACACUGCCAGCUCCAUUAGUUGUAUUAGAAUAGAGUAUACAUGUGUAUUAUUUUGUGUGUAAAAUGUUUGCUGGUACGUGGGAUUGUCCAUAUAUUUGUAUGAAUUAUGUGUACUGUAUUUCCGCUCAUGUUUAUGUAUUGUACUGUAUGUGUAAGUGAACAUAUUUGUAUACAAUGACCAGCGAGUUGUGUCGAGACGCGGCAUGUUCACGCUCCACCCGGUAUUGUACUGUUUAUGUGUUACAGUGCACAAUACCGGGCUGUGUGUGUUACAGUGCACCCGGUGUUUGCACUGUAGAGUUGGACUGUGCACUACAGUAACCGGGCUGGGGCCGUACACUACACAGUUUAGGAUUUAACAGUUUAAAGAAGAGGAUUGUACCCUGCCGGAGUGUACUGUGCAACUCUAUCAGUACCAGUUUGUUUGUCACAGUAACUUCCCUGCGUCGACGUUCUUAGUAUUUUCACUUUUGUUUGGAUAUAUUUUAAUGUUGGCCAUUUAUGUGUUUAGACUGAAUUUUAGUGUUGACGCGAACAUUUGUUCUUCAGACAGUGUACAAAAAUACUUUGUUUAAACGUUUUUUUCUUAAUGUUUUCAUUAAAAUUUCAUUGCGUACGUUUUC
Messenger RNA from Hyalella azteca, 1280 nucleotides. RefSeq names its product pleckstrin homology-like domain family A member 1. The transcript has a single exon. NCBI's taxonomy places the organism in Eukaryota, Metazoa, Arthropoda, Malacostraca, Amphipoda, Hyalellidae. The annotation marks the transcript as partial. The record is from RefSeq and is a predicted model, not a curated record.